AUGGUCCUGCUACGACAGUCCCAUCGGUUGUGGCCGGCUCCUCGCCCAAUUUCUGCCUUCCGCCGUCAGCCGACCUUCGCCAGCCGGUUCUCCCACCACGAUGCGUUCAAGCCCGAUCCUCUGGAGCGUUCAACCAGCGAUGACAGCGUCUUGCCUCUAGAACCGCCCUCGCCACCUGAGCCUACCCGUUCUGCGAGUUCAGUCGAUAGUAUUCCAGAUUUUCCUGCGCGGGAUGAGCGGCCGCCAGAGCAGCGACCAUCGGGGUCGCGAUCGACGGAGCCCUCAGCGACAGCGUUAGCGGGUAACGUUUCGACACACUCUGCAGUCCUACAAGAGUUGUUGAAGCAGCAGCGGGAUCAGUUGCAGAAAGAGAAGGACCUGCAGAAGGAGGAGGAGCAGCUCCAAAAGCAGGCAGAGCGCAAGGUGAAGCCGUUCGAUUUGCUUGAUCGGAGAAAAGAAGAGGACUCGGGCAGUGCAGUGACAUGGGCGGACCCUGUCUCUGUUGCCGAAGCCACUGCCGCAGCAACUGCCACGGCCACGGCUACCGCACCCUCGGCGUCGCUGUCAAUGCCGUCCAUUUCGACUGAAGAAUUCAAGAAGCGCCUUGCGGAGUGGAAGACGGCCCUGGACAAGAAGAGUCGGGAGCUGGCGCAGCAAGCAGAUAAGAACUUCUCUUUGCUGGGAUUGCGCGUGAACGAAGUUACCGGCUACCGCGAGAUCGAGCUGCUGAAGGAGGCUGUCAAGAGCAGAGGUGCGUCACUCACUGCAGACGUCGCGCUGACCCCAGAACGGGAGAUCGAGGGUAAGCGUAAGAACGUUCGCGAAGCCAAGGUGGCCUACGAGACGGCCGUUGCGACAUUGUCGAAAACGCAGCAAGACGUGCAAGCCUUGCUGGAGCGCAAGCACACCUGGUCGGACCACGACGUCGCGCAUUUCACGCAGUUGGUGCGGUCGGAUCACGCCUCCAAGAAUGCGGUCGAAACGACAUCACAACAGUUGAAGGAGGCCGAGCUUGCUGUCGAUACGGCGUUCACGGCCUUGAUGCAGUCGAUUCUCGAGCGGUAUCACGAAGAGCAAGUGUGGAGCGAUAAGAUUCGGAGCGUGUCGACCUGGGCAAGCCUCGUCGUGCUCGGCGCAAACUUGAUUGUUUUUGUCGGUGCCAUCGCCUUUGUGGAACCGUGGAAGCGCAAGCGACUGGUCGAGGGCCUUGAAGAGCGCAUGACAGGUAUGAUGACAAAGGUCGAUAGCCAACUCCAGACGCUAUCGGAUCGAGUUGGAAGUCUCGAGCCGGUUUCCUCUUCUGUCCUCGCUGCGGCGCCCGUUGCGGCUGUGAAUAGCGAGGUGUCACCGAAGGAAGACGGUGUAAAUCACAUCUCGCCCUCACCGAUUCACACCCUCGAACCUCAUCUUUCAACUGUGCCAUAUGGUUCCGAGGCGUUUGCAUGGUCUACCGAUUCGCUUGACAAGUUGGCGCCACCUUCGGCAGAGCGCGACCUCGCCGCUGCGGCCGCGGUAGGGGCAGUCGCUGGGGCUGUCACGAUCAGUUUGAUUUCCUUCAUUGCAUCUCUCAUCCGUCAUUAA
This is a messenger RNA of Trichosporon asahii var. asahii CBS 2479, 1581 nucleotides long. RefSeq names its product inner membrane protein. The transcript has a single exon. Gene Ontology annotation, biological process: inner mitochondrial membrane organization. Lineage: Eukaryota; Fungi; Basidiomycota; Tremellomycetes; Trichosporonales; Trichosporonaceae. Gene Ontology annotation, cellular component: mitochondrial inner membrane. Bases 1 to 1581 code for a protein of 526 amino acids. The record is from RefSeq and is a predicted model, not a curated record.